Molecule: messenger RNA, 9849 nt
Organism: Mesorhabditis spiculigera
Lineage: Eukaryota; Metazoa; Nematoda; Chromadorea; Rhabditida; Rhabditidae
Source: the annotation of a GenBank genome assembly
AUGGAUAGCGGGAACGAAAGUUCCGCCGGCCCUGCGCCAAUAACGGUAGCAACGGCUGAUCGUUCGGAUGUAUGCGAGUAUCUGACGUCUAUUGCGGGGACUUAUUUUGCGGGAAAGUCCAGCGCAGAUCUCAAGACUGUCCUGGCUGCUUCAGAUGCGCUCGACAAGUUCAUUGCGGACAGCAAGACCAAUGUGCUCGUGGUCGAGCGUUCUAUGUACAAAGAAACUACGGAUGCCGAGGAAGGAGGAGUGGAUUCGGAGGAAUCCGUCGUCUUUUCUGUGAAUAACGACGUGGCCUUUCGCAACGAGAGAAGCACGAUGUUGAUCUUCAUCCGGCGUGGUGGCGUCGUCGAUGCCGAGAAGGCGCUUUCGGAUCAAAUGCAACUCUUAGUGAUGAACGAGGGAAGCCCGUACGAAAAUCUGUGGAGUAUCAUUGGGAAGGCAAUGAGUCCCUUCUUCAAGUCUUACAUUCGCCGAAGCGGACGUAGCGAACGGGACGGCGACAAGCUGGCUCCUGCUGUAGAGAAAGCCUUGAACGAAGCUGAAGUCUCUCUGCUCCACCUGCAGCAGAACAUCGACAUCCCAGAAAUCAACUUGGUCGUCAACCAGCAUAUUCUCGCGGCCAUCCAAGCCGCCACGGCUCAGGGUCGGAAAGCGAAGGCUGAUGACCUUGGAAACCUGAUAGAAGACUCGCUCUUCUUGAACACUCUGCAGAGCGGUGUUGGACGCUGGAUCAAGGAAAUCCAAAAGGUUACCAAGCUUGAGCGUGAUCCUGCUUCUGGCUCCUCGCUGCAGGAAAUGAACUUCUGGCUAAAUCUGGAGCGUGCCCUACAGAAAAUUCAAGAAAAGCGAGAAUGUGAAGAGAUCCAGUUGACUUUGGAAGUGUUGAAGGCUGGCAAACGUUUCCAUGCUACCGUCUCCUUCGAUUCCGAUACAGGGCUGAAGCAGGCUCUGGACCUGGUCAACGACUAUAAUAUGCUAAUGAAGGAUCUGCCUCUAAACGAGAUUGUCUCUGCCACCGAUUUGCCAGCUCUCCGUGAGGCUAUCGGCAAUGUGUUUGGGCAUCUGAAGAAGCUACGUGUCACGAAAUAUCCAAUUGCCCGUGCCCUUCGCUUGAUUGAAGCCAUUUCGCGAGACGUUAAUGCCCAAAUGAGCAAAAUCCUCAGCACUCGUCGCCUGAUGCACAUCUCUAUGAAAGAGUUCGAUCAACUGAUGAACGAUUGUUUCAAGGUGUUUGCGAAAUGGGACCAGGAAUACGACAGGAGCAGCAUUCUGAUGCGCGAGAUGGUCAAAAAGAAGCGCGAAGAAACGUUGAGGCUGACUUUCAAGCCGAAUCACGUGCAUAAGAAGCUCGAGCAACGGCUGGCACAAAUCAAGGCUUUCCGCCGCCAGCACGAGCAAUUCCGUACCGUCAUCGAACGCGUCUUGCGCUGCCCGAAUGCCAUCGACGGAGUCGCACAGUUGAAUGCUGGCGCUGGGACGGUUACUGCUGCCCCUACGGCUGUUGAACAAAUUGACCGGGCUUACGAAUACGUCAAGGAGGUCGAUUGCUUGGACGUGACAGCCGAAGGGACUGUGGCUUAUGACGCUGCUCAGAUCAGAUACGAGCAAGAAGUUCAACGCGUCGAAACAGACAUCACCGCCUGGCUUCGAGGCCAACUUGGCGCUGCCAAGAACGCAAAGGAGAUGUUCAGCAUUUUCUCGCGCUACAACGCGCUUUUCGUCCGGCCGAACAUCCGUGGAGCCAUUCGCGAGUACCAGACGCAGCUCAUCGACAAGGUCAAGGAAAAUAUUGCCGAAUUGCAAGAGAUUUUUGCGACCAAAUACAAUGACAACUAUCGCCAUGAACAGCUGACGAAACGCCUCGACAUUCAGCCGCUGUCUUGUCGCAUCAUUUUCGUCAAGAACAUCGAGAAUAAGCUAAACGACUCAAUGAAGAAGGUCGAAGAUGUCCUUGGCAAGGGAUGGGAAGGCCAUGUUGACGGACAACAACUCAAGAAGGAAAGCGACAUGUUCCGUCAGCGUCUGAACAUUCAACCGAUGUACGAUGACUGGGUCAAAUGCACCAAGGAGAAGAAUCUAUCCGCUUCCGGGAAAUUGCUUACAAUUGACAAACGCAACCAAGAAGGCAAACCGGUUCUCCAACUCAAGGUCAAUUUCCGCGACGACAUGAUUCAGCUGCAUAAAGAAGUGCGCUAUCUGAAGACUCUUGGCCAGCGCAUACCACUUCAAAUCGUCAAUGCAGCACACCAAGCUGCUCAAAUGAAUCCAUUCGCGGUCGUGCUCAAGGAAUCUGUCCGGACCUACUAUUAUGUCGAAAAGAAAUUGGCGGAUCGGAAAGAUAUCGAAACCUUGAUUGCCUCAUCCAAGAAGGAAGUGCAGAUGAUCAUUGCUGAAAGCCUGCAACUGAACUGGGAUUCGUACAAAUUGGAGCAAUAUGUGACGCGCUUUAACACUGCGGUCAGCAAGUAUAGUGAGAAGUGCGAAGAGCUGUUCGACAUCAUCUCUCAAAUCGAUGGAGCUCUCGCUGCUCUUGAUUCUUGCCCCUACGCGAUGGAGAAGAUCACCGAACAACUCCGAAUUGUCCAAGAGAAUGUCGAUGUGUUGGCGCUUGGAAGCUACUCGAACCUGCAGUGUUGGUCUGCUGAUCUGGAUAAAAACAUCGAACAAAAGCUCUCCCGGCGUCUCGAAGAAGCCAUGCGCAUUUGGGCCUUGGUCUACAACAAAUCUGAAGAGCUGGAAGACCUCCGUGAGCAAAACAUUCAGCUUCCAGCCGUGCAAAAUAUUGUCGUCGAGGUGCGCUUGACUGCGCAAACGAUCUACAUCAGCCCCUCGAUCGAGCAGGUCCGGGCCAGGCUUUGCGAGCAACUUUUCGAUUGGCAAGCUGUCGUGACUGCGCAGAAACGUAUCUCUAGCACACGUUGCCAGCUCGCAAUGAACGCCGACAAUGUGGAAGCCACCUACAAAGAUAUCCUCGGCGCUUUGCCGAAGGGCCUAACCACUCUGGAAGCUGCGUAUAAGACUGUCGACGCAGUCAUGACGAAGGUGGAGGAGUAUGUGGGCGAAUGGAUGUGCUACCAAGCGCUCUGGGACUUGCAAGCUGAAGUGCUUUACGAUUCACUCGGUGAUGACUUAACCCGCUGGAUGCGAACUUUGGACGAAAUCCGCAAGAACCGACGCAUCUUUGAUACGACGGAUGCUCGCAAAGAUAUCUACCCCGUUGUAAUCGAUUACACCAAGGUUCAAGGAAAAGUUUCCUUCAAAUAUGACAACUGGCACAAAGAAGUCUUGCAAAAGUUUUCUGCUGCCCUCGGCCAGGAAAUGCAGACCUUCCAUGGACAGGUCUCCAAGUGGCGCUCCGAUCUGGAAGGGCAAAGCGUCGAUUCGGGAUCCACGACAGACGCUGUUCAACUCAUCACCUACGUGCAGGGCUUGAAGAAGCAAACGAAGAUCGGUCAGGAUCAGGUCGACAAGUUCCGGGCUGCUCAGCGAUUGCUCAACCAGCAGCGCUUCCAGUUCCCCAACCAAUGGCUUUAUGCAGAGCAUGCUGAAGGAGAAUGGGAUGCUUUGCAAGAUCUGUUGCUCCGAAAAGAUUCUGCUAUUCAAAGCCAGGUCGCCAAUCUGCAAACGAAAAUCAAAGAAGAAGAUGAGCUUGUGGAAAAGCGCACCAUCGAGGCCCUUCAAGACUGGGAAAGAUCGAAACCCGUCGAAGGAGGCCAGCGUCCAGCCGUUGCACUUGAACAGUUGGCGGCGUUCGAGCAGAGGCUUUGCAAGUUGCGUGAUGAUCGGGACAAGAUGAAGAAGGCUCGGCUAGCCCUUGACCUCGCUGAGACCACAGGAGUUCCAACCGAGGCUGACAAGUUGUCGAUUGCGGUGGAAGAAUUGGGCGACCUGAAGGGCGUUUGGGAGGCGUUGAAACCAGUCUAUUCGGAGAUUGACGAAAUCAAGGAGAAGACAUGGCUCAGCGUCCAGCCGCGAAAACUUCGGCAGAACUUGGACGAGUUGUCACAACGCUUGAAGGGAUUGCCCGUUAAAUACAAGACCUAUCAGAGCUACGAAAAAGCCAAGGAUAUGCUCCAAAGUUAUGGAAAGGUGAAUCUACUGAUUGCCGAGUUGAAAUCUGAGGCCCUGAAAGAGCGUCAUUGGCGUCAACUGAUGAAAGAGCUUCGUGUCACUUGGAAUCUGCAAGAUUUGACUCUUGGACAGGUCUGGGAUGCCGAUGUGCAACGUCACGAAGCUGCCAUCAAGAAUAUUUUGACCGUUGCUCAGGGAGAAAAUGCCUUGGAGGAGUUCCUGAAGCAGCUGCGUGAAUACUGGCUUGCCUACGAGGUCGAAUUGAUCAAUUACCAAAACAAGACGCGGAUUAUCAAAGGAUGGGACGAUUUGUUCAACAAGCUGAAGGAACACCAAAAUUCCUUGGCGGCCAUGAAACUUUCGGCCUACUACAAGCAAUUUGAAGAAGAUGCGCUCUCCUGGGAGGACAAGCUCAACAAGAUCUCCUCAAUGUUCGACGUGUGGAUCGACGUGCAGCGUCGUUGGGUCUACCUUGAUGGCCUGUUCAGUGGUAGCGCGGAGAUCGCUUCCUUGCUGCCAAAUGAGAGCUCCCGUUUCAGCAGCAUCUCUGCCGAAUUCCUGGGUCUGAUGAAGAAAGUGAUUGCUUCCCCGAGAAUCUUGGAUGUUGUCAUGAUGCAAGGUGCUCAGCGACUUCUGGAACGCCUCGCUGAGAUGUUGGCCAAGAUUCAGAAGGCGUUGGGUGAAUACCUGGAGCGAGAGCGCUCAUCAUUCCCUCGAUUCUAUUUUGUCGGCGACGAAGAUCUUCUGGAGAUUAUGGGCAACAGCAAGGAUAUUUCUCGCCUGCAGAAACAUUUGAAAAAGAUGUUUGCUGGAGUAACAGCCGUCACGAUCACGGAGGAAGACAAACGAAUCACCGAGAUGCACAGUCGCGAAGGCGAAACUGUGGUUUUGUCAUCUCCAGUUGCGACGCAAGGCGUGCGUAUCAAUGAAUGGCUGCAUGCGUUUGAGAAGGAAAUGCGAACCACUUUGGCCAAGUUCCUGUCGAACGCCCUCAAGGAUUUUGCAAUGAUCGAUGUCGACACCGUCUCUCAUGCCAGCUACAUGGAAUUCCUCGACAAGUAUCCCUGCCAAGUCAUUGGUCUGGUGGCGGAAAUCUGGUGGAGCAACCAAAUGGAGAAUGCUCUGCAGCAGGAAAAAGAUGCCACUGAAGUGGAAAAGGUUGUUUCGAAGACCCUCGCCCUGCUUGCCGACAACGUCCUGAAGGAGCAACCGCCAAUUCGCCGCCGGAAAAUUGAGAUGCUCAUCACGGAGCUUGUCCACAAGAGGGAUACUUCAAGGAGGUUGCUACAGCGAGGCGUGACAUCCACCAAUGAUUUCGAAUGGGCUCAGGCGAUGCGCUUCUAUUUCGAUGCGAACAGCUUGGCGACCCCGGAAAAAUGCUGCAUUGUCCGGAUGGCGAAUGCCGUCUUCUACUAUGGCUUCGAAUAUUUGGGCAUCCAAGAACGACUGGUUCGUACGCCCCUCACUGAUCGUUGCUUCUUGACGAUGACCCAGGCUCUGCAUUCAAGGCUGGGAGGCUCGCCCUUCGGUCCGGCCGGUACCGGAAAGACUGAAUCGGUCAAGGCUCUUGGACAUCAACUUGGGCGCUUUGUCCUCGUGUUCAACUGCGACGAAACUUUCGAUUUCCAGGCAAUGGGCCGCAUCCUUGUCGGUCUCUGCCAAGAAGCGGUUCGUGCCGGCGGUGAGAUGAGCGUUACAUUGGUCGGCAAGCGAUUGAGCGUGAACGGCAAUAUUGGAAUCUUCAUCACGAUGAAUCCUGGCUACUCGGGUCGAUCGAAUCUGCCUGAUAAUCUCAAGCAGGCAACUCUUCCGUUCGCUUGCCAUGACCCAGCCGGAUCGACAGCUCAUUGCUCAAGUUAUGCUCUUCUCACAGGGCUUCAGGACAGCAGAAGUGUUGGCGAACAAGAUCGUCCCACUAUUCAUGAACAACUUUCUGCGCAAUGCCACUACGAUUUCGGACUACGUGCUUUGAAAUACGUGCUCGUAUCGGCCGGAAACAUCAAACGUGAGAAGCUCAAUCAAGUCGGCGCCGCUGCCCUCGAAGAUGUGGCCGAACAACAGAUGCUGAUCCAAUCCGUCUGCGAGACCAUGGUGCCAAAGUUGGUGAAUGAAGACAUUGCCCUGCUUUUCUCCUUGCUCUCCGACGUAUUCCCAUCUAUCCAAUACGCACCAAAUGAGAUGACCGAUCUCCGCGAGAAGCUCUCCGAAAUUUGCUCGGCUCAAAUGCUUUGCUAUUCAAAUCGGACCGGCGAGCUGGGAUCGGCCUGGGUGGAGAAGGUGCUGCAGCUCUACCAGAUCACAAACCUGAAUCACGGUCUCAUGCUUGUUGGUCCGUCCGGUACCGGCAAAACGACUGCUUGGAAAAUGUUGCUGAAGGCGCUGGACAAGCUGGAGGGAGGUGAAGGCGUUGCACACGUUAUCGAUGCGAAGGCCAUGUCGAAAGAUUUCCUGUAUGGAUGGAUGGAUCAGAACACGCGUGAAUGGACCGACGGUCUUUUUACUUCCAUUGUCCGCAAGAUUAUCGACAACGUGCGCGGAGAGCUCGACAAACGGCAGUGGAUCAUCUUUGAUGGCGACGUCGACCCGGAAUGGGUUGAAAAUCUAAACUCGGUCCUCGACGACAACAAGCUGCUCACCCUACCCAAUGGAGAACGACUCGCCAUUCCGUCAAAUGUCCGCAUCAUUUUCGAGGUUGCUGACCUCCAAUACGCGACCCUAGCCACAGUGUCACGUUGCGGAAUGGUCUGGUUCAGCGAAGAAGUUGUUAGCAGCGAAAUGUUGUUCUCCAACUAUCUGAAGACGUUGACCAAUAUCAGCCUGGAAACCGAGAGCGCCCCGGCUACUAUCGCGAUGACCCUACAGCUUCAAAAGACUGCUGCCGAGUUCCUGCAGCAACAUUUCAGUGCGGACGGACUUGUGCCACUUUCUCUACGAUAUGCCCUGACCAACUGCGAGCACAUCAUGGUGGCGACAUCCCAGCGCUUGCUGUCCUCCUUCUUUGCCAUGAUGAACUACUCAAUUCGCGUGAUGGUGCAGGCCAAUGCCAUGAGAGAAGAUAUACCAUUUUCGCACGAUCAAGUGGAAGCGUAUGUGGCCCGAUCUAUGCUGGCGAACAUUGUCUGGGCCUUCUCCGGUGAUGGGCGCCUAUCGAACCGUGAGGCCUUGAGCGAGCAUAUCCGCAAAUCCACAACGCUUCCCUUGCCUCCGAAUGCCCAGGCGCCGAUCAUUGAUUACGAAGUCACGUUGACUGGUGAAUGGCGCCCUUGGAUCGCUAAGGUGCCGAAAAUGGAGAUCGAGACUCAUCGUGUCGCCGCCGCAGAUCUGGUUGUGCCCACGGUGGACACAGUUCGCCACGAAAUGCUUCUUUCGGCUUGGUUGAGCGAACACAAGCCAUUGGUGCUAUGCGGCCCGCCCGGAUCCGGUAAAACGAUGACACUCCUCGCUGCGCUUCGCUCUCAACCCGACAUGGAUGUUGUCAACGUCAAUUUCUCGUCGUCCACCACUCCGGAAUUGCUGAUGAGAACGUUUGAUCACUAUUGCGAAUACCGACGUACGCCCAACGGCGUCGUGCUCGCCCCUUCGCAGCUUGGCCGUUGGCUGGUGAUAUUCUGCGACGAAAUCAAUUUGCCAUCGCCCGACAAGUACGGAACGCAGCGAGUUAUCUCGUUCCUCCGCCAGCUUGUGGAAUUGAACGGUUUCUACCGCACAUCCGACCACUCAUGGGUUUCCCUGGAGCGCAUUCAGUUCGUUGGCGCAUGCAAUCCACCGACCGACCCUGGCCGACACCCAAUGACUCUUCGGUUCCUUCGCCAUGUUCCUGUCGUCUACGUUGAUUACCCGGGCAAGCCAUCGCUUGAGCAGAUCUACGGCACCUUCAACUUCGCAAUGCUUCGCAUGGCUCCAGCCUGCCGCUCGAUUGCCGAUGCGCUCACCGCAGCUAUGGUCGAAGUCUAUCUGGCCAGUCAGAAACAAUUCACGCAAGAUCAACAGCCACACUACGUCUACUCGCCUCGUGAGCUGACGCGCUGGGUCCGCGGUAUCUGCGAGGCAAUCGCUCCGCUCGAUAACGUCAAGCCAGAAGAUAUCGUUCGACUUUGGGCGCAUGAGGCUCUGCGAUUGUUCCAGGACCGCCUGGUGACCGAAGAGGAGCGCAACUGGACGGAUGACCUCAUCGACAGCACAGCCGAAAAGUACUUUGCCGGCGUCGAUGUCAAGACGGCCUUGAAGCGACCGAUCCUCUACUCUUGCUGGUUGAGCAAGCAAUAUCUCCCCGUGACUCAAGAAGCGUUGCGACAAUACGUGAAAGAGCGGCUGAAGGUAUUCUACGAGGAGGAACUCGACGUUAGGCUCGUGCUCUACGACAAGAUGCUCGACCAUGUCUUGCGAAUCGAUCGUAUCUACCGGCAACAACAAGGACAUCUUCUGCUGAUUGGUACCAGUGGCUCGGGCAAGACUACGCUGUCGCGUUUCGUUGCAUGGAUGAACGGUCUCUCCGUAUUCCAACUGAAGGUUCAUUCAAGGUACACGGCAGCCGAUUUCGAUGAAGACAUGCGACUGGUCCUUCGUCGGGCUGGUUGUCGCAACGAACGGCUCUGCUUUAUCAUGGAUGAAAGCAACAUGCUCGACACCGGCUUCCUGGAGCGUCUCAACACGUUGCUUGCCAAUGGAGAAGUUCCUGGUCUUUUCGAGGGCGAUGAACACACCACGCUCAUGUCUCAGAUCAAGGAAAGCGCAGCGAAACAGGGCUUGAUGCUGGAUACCCCUGACGAAUUGUACAAGUGGUUCACAACUCAAGUCAUGCGGAAUCUACACGUUGUCUUCACGAUGAACCCAUCGGAAAAUGGCCUUCGUGACCGCGCUUCCACUUCGCCUGCUCUGUUCAAUCGCUGCGUCCUCAAUUGGUCUGGUGAUUGGGACGAUGCCACGCUGUUCCAGGUCGGUUCCGAGCUUGCUGCUGGCUACGAUACAAUGGUGACGAAAUGGGAAGCACCCUUCUCCUUCGAACCUGUCUCCGAGCUGGUGCCCAAGCCACCCAAGUACGAGGACGCUGUGGUGAACACCAUGGUCCUUGCCCACAAUGCCGUCAAGAAGUUCAACCUUUCUGAGUCCAAGCGCGGCCACCGCACGAUGGCGAUCACGCCACGGCACUUCUUGGAUUGCAUCCGCCACUACACGCGGCUCUAUCGCGACAAAUAUCGGGAGCUACAAGAGGAAAAGCAACAUCUCAACAUCGGUCUCGACAAAAUCAAGGAGACGGAAGAGCAGGUGCUCGAGCUGCAGAAGAGUCUUUCCCAGAAGAGCAACGAACUGGAGGAGAAGAAGGCCGAGGCGAACAAGAAGCUCAAGCAAAUGUUGUUGGACCAGCAGAAGGCCGAGGAAGAGAAGAAAUUCUCCGAACAGCUCCAGAAGGAUUUGGCUGAGCAGAAGACCCAAGCUGAAGCGAAGCAAGCCGAGGUGCAGAAGGACCUUUCACAGGUCGAGCCCGCCGUGGAAGAAGCGAAGGCAGCUGUUUCUGGAAUCGGCAAGCAGCAAUUGAUCGAGGUCCGCUCCAUGGCUUCGCCCCCAGUCCUUGUGAAGUUGACGCUUGAGGCCAUCAUGGUGAUGCUUGGGGAAACCGUUGGUACCGACUGGAAGGGAAUUCGUGGAGUGAUGGUCAAGGAAGACUUCAUGAACCGCAUCGUCCAUUACAAGACCGAUCAAGUGACUCCCGAGUUGAUCAAGGCUAUGCAGAAGUAUAUCAGCAACCCGGAUUGGGAAUUCGAGAAGGCAAGUCGC